CUUUUUAAAAAAAAAAUAAUAUUAUGCACAUGAUGCAUAGAUAAAUAGUGUUAUACAGAAAUCAAUUUAGUGUUUUGAAAUACCUAUACUCAAAAACUGCGGAUUUACUUAACCUGCUAGUUUUAUUUUAACUUAAUCAUGGAAAAGCAACUAAGAUCGAAAAACACUAAAGUAUUUGUGAAAAUUUUGCCAGUUGAAAACAUGUCUCACGAAAAUUUGAAGAUUGAAACUAACUACAAGGUAAUGUAUGUCCGUCGCCUGCAAGAUUUCGGGAAGGGUGCCAUGCAAUUCAGCACACUGCCUUCCUUCUGGAGAUUCCAGACUGAUGGAAUAUUUUUCAAUGCCAGUCAAGAAGAAAUUUAUGCAUCUGUAAUGGAAGAUGUCGUGGAGAGUGCAUUGCGUGGGUGUGAUUCUGUCGUGUUGGCGAACGGACAAACUGGAAGUGGAAAGAGCUAUACUAUAAGCGGUGGACUGAGUCAGUGUCAGCGAGGCGGCUUACUGCCGAGACUGCUGGCACACCUGUUCGGCAAGCGAGAAGACCUGCAGCUCGAAGCAUCCGUCUCGCUGGCCCUGUCCAUGGUCGAGAUCCGGGACGGCAAGCUGACAGACCUGCUCGGGACGCCACAGUCCGUCGCGCGGCGCGAUGCGCUGAAGGCGGUGACGGUGGUCCCUGUGCACAGCGACGCGGAGGCCGCGAAGCUGGCGCGGCGGGGGGACUCGAGGCGGUGCGUCGCCGCCGGCGCCCCCUACCCCAGCUCGCACGUCGCGCACUCGGUCGCCACGGUCCACGUGGAGAGCCGGUCGCUCGUGAGGUCUGCCCCCACCACCGCCCGGGCCAAGAUACACCUAGUGGACAUGGCUGGUGUGAACCUGGUCACGAAGCAAGCCUCCGCAUGGCUGGACCAUCACCAAAUCAGCGGUGCCAACCUGGACCGGCUACUUCUCGGCCGCUACCUGGACCAACUGCGUGCCGCGCCUUCCACAGUCUGCUCAAGAACGUCCAGCACUCUGAUUCGUUACCUGGGGGACUCCCUGGACCCAGCGUCGGUGCUGCGGUAAUUUCCCGCAUCGGAACUAUCGAGUUGCAAUAAAAAAUACAAAGAGACAUCUCAUUAACAUUUUUUGUGGUUGGAGUAUAAGCAUCACCAAUGAUUAGGAGCUGGAAAAAUUAGCAUCUAUUUACCCCCCAUAAUUAGCAUAUAUUA
Bacillus rossius redtenbacheri is the source of this 1205-nucleotide messenger RNA. Its product is annotated as kinesin-like protein KIF9. Lineage: Eukaryota; Metazoa; Arthropoda; Insecta; Phasmatodea; Bacillidae. Gene Ontology annotation, molecular function: microtubule binding; ATP hydrolysis activity; microtubule motor activity. Gene Ontology annotation, cellular component: microtubule; kinesin complex. The record is from RefSeq and is a predicted model, not a curated record. Gene Ontology annotation, biological process: microtubule-based movement. The coding region runs from base 139 to 1059 and encodes 306 amino acids. The transcript has 6 exons.